CGUUACUUUCGAGCGGGUUAGUCGCGUUAAGAGAGAGUUAUUUAAGGACUUAAUUAAGUGCUUCGUUUUUUUUUUUUGUUUUUAAUAGAUAACUGCGAAGCAGGAUUGAGGUGCAGUAAAGUUAUACACGAAAAAGAGAGAGAGAGAGAGAAAAAAUGGAGACGUUUUACGUGGUGCCACGUGCGGUCACUCACCAGCUGUGGCGGGUACCGAACGAACGAACGCACCGGUGGUACCCGAUCGGCCGGUCUUCUUCCACUUUCCAGUAGGUACCACGGUCGGGUACAACGCGGUGCUGAAGACCCCUUGAACUGAACAUUAUCAUCAUCGACGGCGACUUUGGGCUGCGUUUACACCUCGCAUAUAUUGUGCUCUCUCGCUCGCUCUCGUUCGUUUUUCGGUUCAUUGUUAUCGCGAAGGUAUACAUAUAUUUUAUAGUAGUAGCGAACAACUGUUUUGGACUGAUUUCUGAUUUUCAGUUUCUGAAAGCUCUCCGGGUGUUUGUAGGGGACGAUCGUGUAUCCGAGUGCGCUUUAAAGUGAAUUAAACAAUUUUCUAUAUUUAAAAAAAAAAGUGUUUUUUUUUUAAAUUGAUAUUAUAUAAGUUAUUAAAGAUUACGCAGGUGAUAGUGGUUUAACAGGAUUACCUCCUCUAUGAUGAUGAAAGAUUGCCAACGGUGCUGCAUGAUUUUUAAAUCUACCCAACAAGAGCAAAUUGAAAGCAUGAAGACCCCCCAACCGACCCCCCCGACGGACCCGAUGGACGACGACUGUGACGACAUCUUCGGUCCGCCCCGCUCCUACCCUGUGGCCUACCAAGCGAGAAAUCGACCCUCGAUGAUCUCCGCCAAGUACAAACAAAAAGAGGAGCGUCGCAAAAUCCUGAAAAUCAGCAUGAACAAACUGAAAAAAAUCGAAGAUCCCGAGGGAAACUUGUGCCGCUCGGUGUUGAUCAACAACACGAUGCAAAAGUUACAACAGGAAACCAGGGAGGAAAAAUGGCAAAAGCAACAGUUCAACUAUCCGAGGUGCUACGGCAACAACAGCUACCUCAGCAUCAAUCCGGAAAUCUUAAGGAACGAUAAAGCGAUCGACGAAGUCGUCGCUAAUUUAGAUAAGGAUGUGAAGAUCGAUGCCGGCUUCCAGAAGAGGCUGGAAGAGGAAAUCUACAGCGCUGCCUUGGGGGAUGAAUACGACUCGCCCCCCAGUGCAAGGAGCCCAGAAGAAACCCCUAACCAAUCAAACAAACGAUCGUACGAAGACACCUUGGACGAUUGUGACGUGCACGACGUACUUUCCCAGUUUUAUAUGCCUCCCACGCCAAGAAUGCUUACGGGCAUCGACGAGGAUGAUGACGGUAACGUGGUGAACGAUCCGCUGGUUAAAAGACUGAAACUUGAAGAGGAACAGAAGAAAAUCACUUCAGCCUCGUUGGCCGAAUACACGAGCAACGUGACGAACUUCAUUUAUAACAACAACAACAACAACACUUGUAGAUUUAGUGGUGGUGCACGUGCAAUGGACAGUGACAGUUCUACGGCCAGUUCGUAUUCUUCUUGUGGACAAGCCUCCAUGUUCGGGGAGAUUCAGACGAGCGUUUAUCACAGUUUAAUCACUUCGUUAGAAACGUAACGUUGCUUGGAGAUGUUUGAUGCUGGUAAGUUUUAGUGAGAUUGAUUGUGGAUAUUUGGGGUAUACCAAUGUGUGGCAAAAAGGCUUGACGAUGUGUCAGUUAAUAAAUUGUUUAGUCGUAAACGUUUUAUGGCAGAAAUAGCGUCUCUUUGACGUCAUUCCCUCACCCCCCAUGUCAAUAUAGGGGUCAAGAUAAAUUAUUCUCUUUUAUCAAUUCGUUUUCAAGAAAUAUGAAUAAACGUGAAUAAAAAAAUUAACGUAAUUUUAAAUGAAAAUGAUAAAAAGUAUCUGACAGUUAUUUUAUGAAAUGUUGAAAAUUAUCUUCGUUGACCCCCAUACAAAUAAACAAUUAUUAUUCAAAACAAAAUAAUUUUUCAGGAUCCGAGAUUUUUUUUUGUCUCGGACACCCUGUAUAUAAGAUGAAGUAUUUCCUUUGAUCUGACCGGCAUAGUCCGGUCGUGUAGGAGUUUUCACGUGUGAGUUGCAUACAUUUAUAAAAAUUAAUAAAAUUUAUAGGCUCUUAAGUAAGCCAUGAAAAUAUACAGGGUGUUUCAUUUCAAAUAAGAGAGAUUUUUAUAUUUAAAGUUGGGCAAGUUUGGCCUUUCAAAAAAAACACCCUGUAUAACAAAAUGAAUAAUUUUACAUAGCACGCAUAUCGAAGUAACUUUAUUUUACUUCUGAUGAUAAAAAUUAAGACUGUAUUCAAAAUUUAGGUGCUAAAUUUUAAUAUUAAAGAGAUGCGUGCAAAUUCUAAAUUUUUAACAAAAUUUGAUUUAUCUCCUAAACUAUUAAUUUUUGGCAUAUUAAACCAUUAUUAAAAAAGAUUGGUAAUUACGCAAAGAAUUCAAAAAUGUUUUGCAAUACAGGGUGUUCCAUUUAAAAAAAUUAACUUUUGUAGUGCCCUGCUUUUUCGGAACACCCUGUAUAGUCCAAAAUAUUUUUAAAAUGUGAAGAAUGCUUAACCAAAUAAUAGUCUAGGAGCACGUCAUCGAUAAAUAAUAUCAUCAAUGCAUAAUACUACUCCGCGCUUUGAAAAACUCACCCUGUACAGUGGAUUUUUUUUUAAAUUUUGGCAUAGGAUUUUCGGUGGCGUUUAAGUGUGAAAUUUUGGUAUUUCUUGAGAAAAAUGCAAAAAUUGCCAUAAAAAAUUUCGACCUACACAUAUUUAGCUUAAAAUGUUUGAAAUUAAGUCAGCUAUCACCCCUUUAAAGGAUUGCAUCUAGCUUCCGGACACCCUGUAUAUUAGGCAGUAGAAGCUAUUUUUCUUUCCUUGAAUGUCUAGAAAAAAUAAAAAAAUUAGACUUCAAACAUAGUUAAAAAACAUUCCUGGAGGAAGUAACAAUAAUCUUAAAUGCCUCGAAGAAAUAAUGUUUUUAGCGAUUUCAGGCACUGAAGGAGGUUAAUUUACACUUAAAACGACUUAAUAAAAAAAUCCUGUAAAAAUUAAAAAAUACCUUAAUUGCCUUAAAAAGGUCAAGAGAAUACUUAGGACAAAAUGCCUGGAAGAAAUUAUGUUUGACCUUAAAUACCUCAAAAAAAUCCUGGAAAAGCUGAAAAUUACCUCAAAAAAGUCAAAAUGUUUCCUAAUUAAAAAAUAAAAAUUAGUGCAUACUCUUGAAAAAAAUUGUUUUUUCAUUAGUAUUAGUAGUAUCGUGAUACUUAAAUAAUACGCAAACAAACACUAAAAAACAUGAAUUACAGUUUUGACAAAUAGUUUGAGCUACUGAAUGCUUAUUACAAACCGGUUUGGAGCACGAUUUACAGGCUUUACGAGUUUUUCUCUGUUUAUGGGUUCGCUCUCGGCAUAUUUGGCAACUACCAACCACCUUUACACGUCCAGAUGCAUCGCGUUCACAAACUGCUUGUUCUCUAACUGGAUUAUCUAAAGAAAUAGGCAUUCGUCGGUGAAGUACUAUUUCUAUAACCUGACGAGUAAAAUGAAUACCAACAACUUUUGGAAAUUGGAAACUUAUUUGGAUACUCGACAAACACAGCUCAUUACCAAGAUCUUCAAAAAUCGCCGACGCUUGGAAAGAAGGAUUAGGUUUCUUGUAUAUACAAUAAGAAGCUAAACUAGCAACGUCACUUAUGUUGAAAAAAAAUGCUAAUGGCCAGCGAUUUGUUCUACGUUUGACAGUAUAUUCACAUAACAUUUGGUCCAUAGUGUCAACACCGUCUUAAGUUUUGCUAUAAUAUCUAUUAAUUUCAGGUUUGCAACAGAAGUAUUAUCUACUUCGCCUGUUGUGUGCAUAUAAGCACAAUGUAGCAUCUUUGUUGAAUGCAAAAAUGGUUGAAUUUAUAGCUCUAUCUUUUUGUGCUUGCAUAUUGAAAGGCAAAAACGUUUUAUUUUUUCUAACUGUUCCUACUAAAGUCAUAUUCCAUGAAUUUAAAGUACGAGCAAGUUGCAAACUUGUAAAAAAAUUGUCUGUUGUGAUAUUUCUUCCUGAUCCCUUAUAAAGUGCAACUAAGUCCAAUACUGUUCUCUCACCAAUAUUUGCCUGACGUUCACUAUCUGGUGGUUUUCCGGUAUAUAGCUGACCCUUUAGAGGAUAGGAAUUUAUCGCAUCACAAGCCCAAAAAACCUUUAUUCCAUAUUUCGCUGGUUUCGAAGGAAUGUACUGGGUAAACUUAGUGUGUCCUCUAUAUGGUUGUUCAUCUACUGUUAUACACUCUGUUGGCCGAUAAUUUUUUGCCAAAUUUGAAUUCAACAUAAUCCAAAUAUCUCGAAUUGGAGCUGCUUUAUCUAUUGCACGUUCUAUACGCGUAUUCUGGUCAUCAAACCGAAUAAAUCUUAGAAACGUUUUGAAGCGAUCACGAGGCAAAGGGAGCGAAUCUAUCUUCCACAUUUCAGAAAUAUGUUCUUUAUUGAACCUAUGUAAACCAGCAGUAAUUAGAAUUCCGAAAAAUGCAUCUAGUUCUACAUCAGUAAAUGGAAUAAAUGUUUUCGGCGCCUUAGUUAUUGCCAAUAACCUUUGGUUAUAUUCCUCCGUAACUCUAUUCCCUUUUUAGAAUCAGGGUACACAUUUCCGGGGAUAUAAUAGUUUUGAAAAUGUCUUUGGUCGUAUAUAAACGACUUAAGGCUGGUGCACCACUUGUUUCACGUAAAAUAUUUCGACUUACCGUUUGUCGUUGUGGUGUAGGUGAGUCAUUCCACUGAGUGCCAUCUUUACUAGUCCAAUGGAAUUGUGAAGCUAAAUCUGGAUGAACGUCAUCGUCAUCAUCAGACUUCGAAUCUUCUAGCUCUACAAAAGGAUCGUUUUUAACAUCAGAAUCCUCGCCCUCUCCAUCUGACCGUUGUGGAAUAUACUCCUCUUCAUCAGAAGCAAUAAAUGGCUCUUCUUCUUCAUCACUUAAGUGUUCUAAGGCUUCUUCUAAUUCCGAAUAGGUCAACCUAUUAUAAUAUUCCUAUUAUUAUUUAAUUUACCUCCUUUUGUACUCUGUAUUAACUUUGACAUUUUACCUAGUAUGUAAAAAUAAUAAAUAUAUUUGUUUUACCUUGUCUUCCGCCAUCUUCCUCUUGCACUAUCGCUUCGAUUAGGACCGGCCUCACUAUCCGACAUUUUAACGUAUAAAAAAUACUUUAGAUUUAACGUAAUUCAAACUCUACUUAAGUAGGUACAACGUGUUACUGACGAAUAUGAACGAAUAUGAUCUUGUGCAAAAACAUAAACAGUUCGAGGCGCCAGAGAUAGGGAAAAACCCACACAGAUGUGCAUGUUUAUAUAGUUAAGGGUAGAAAUUCACAGAAAAAGCCACGGCUCUAUAUAAAAUACAUAGUAGGUACCCGGGUACCCACGCCGUCCUUAGAAGGUGUUUUUUUUCCAGUCACAUAAGCGUUAAAAAUACCAUAAAUACCUCAAAAAAGUCAAAAUAUUGCCUGGUUAAAAAAUAAAAAUUAGUGUAAAGUCCUGAAAAAAAAUUGUUCGGAGUAAAAUCCGGAUAUACUAGGAAUUAACCUUGAAUCCCUGGAAAAACUAAUAUUUUCACCAAUUCCAGCUAGUGAUAAUAAAAUCAAUUAUAACAACAUAUCUGCACAAGCAUUAUUGCCACAUAUUGGAAAAAGUUAAAUAUAUAUAUAUCUGGAAAAAAAUACUAUUAAGCUACUAUCAAUUCUCACUAAAACACCCAAGUCAUUCGACACCUGCGUUAGGGCUUUCAAUUGUUAAUUGUGAUACUAUUGGUUGAUGAUGAUGAUGAUUGCACGUGAAUGAAAUAUGAAUGAAUGUCUCCCAUUUCCAGGGCCAAUUUCGAAUUUAUUUAUUUAUUGUGUCAAAAUGCUGCAAUCGCUAUAUUAUACCACAGAUACAAUGGACUGUCUGGAAGAAUUAUUUUAUUCUUCCAGGCAUUCCUGGUCUGUUAGAAUAGAGCAUUAGGAGAAAACAUUAAGAGCUUCUGAGGUGAACAGAAUGCCUGGAAGGGAAGAUCUAGUAGGUCUAUUGAGAAACAGUCGUCUACUCUUCCAGGCAUUCCGCUCUAUUUGGCAUCUUCUAAAGGAAGAACAGAGCAAUGAAAGAAGAACAAAUACACAAAAGGAUUCCUGAGGGAUUAAGAAAACAUUAAGAGAUCCUGAGGUGUAUAGAAUGCCUGGAAGAGUAGUUCUGUUCUGAUACAGUAGAUCUAUCCAUAGACGGUUGAAUGUCUGAAAGAAUAGAUCCAUUUUUCUAGGCAUUGCAGGUCCGUAUUGUUACUAUAGUCUGUUUUAUUCAUUAUUCCUGAUUUUUAUUAUUGCUUAAAUUAUUGAAAGUACCAUGAUGUAUAAUCUUAUGGUACCGCCUUUGGGGGUUGAUAUUUACCAUUAAAUAGGGCGAAAAAUUCAAGAGAAAUUGUUCAAUAAUUUAGAAUCUCAUCAAUAACGGUGUGACGUCAUAUUCCCUUUUUCUAACAUAGAAAUGACAGACAAAACUUCAAAAGGGUGCCAUCUUGAAAAAAAAAGCUUUAGUUAAAAGGUUGGUCUUGUUUUGCAACGCUUUUAGGUUAUGUUAGUAAUUUUCCUUAAAAAACUAUUAGGUCACGAUCACUCAGUUUCAAAAACAAAAUGACGGUUAGAACUGUCAUUCUUAGAUCAGUGACAGAUGAAAAUGUGAAACUAGCGAAUGGACAAUGUUUUUAAUCAAGUUGACCUCUCAUCUGUCACUUUUCUGUCUUCCAAUUAACCUAAAAGUGCCUCUUACAUCAAAAUGGCUUUUCAACUGUCAAAAACUUAGAGGCGAAAGGGGUCGGGGAGGGAGUGGACCAAAGACCCACCUAACCUCAAUCAAUUAAAUAUGCACUGAUAUAGCAGUUGUGGCAUUUUGUUUACAACGGUCACAUAAUAUAUAUACGGGGUAUCCCAAAAAUCUUGGGAAAUAUGGGCGCUAGAAAAAAUCUUUAAAUACAAAAGUUUUGGGGAAUCAAUCGGUGCAUCUGAUAGUGACCAUAAACUUGACCGUCAAGGUUAUUUGAAGGUCAAAGCGAUUUUUUUACAUGGGAACACCGGAUUCUGAAAGAGCGGAAAAUUUUACGUCCGAGUAUGUAUUGAGGUAUGAGGUUGAAGUAAUCUCAAGAGGUCAAAUAAUAAGGAUUUCUAUUUGCAGAAAUGAGGUCGACCUUUAAAUGACCUUGAAAAUGAGGUUCAACGUCAAAUCCAAGGUCACCGUUGGGUUCCUCGUUAAGACUUACCUAGGGUAUGACCUUUAUUUGUUUUCUUUUACCACUGAACUCGCGAGAUUUUUAAGAAGUCAUUAUUUGACCUCUCAGGAUUACUUCGACCUCAUACCUCAAUACAUACCCGGACGUAAAAUUUUUCGCUCUUUCAGAAUCCGGUGUUCCCAUUUAAAAAAAUCGCUUUGACCUUCAAAUAACCUCGAAGAUCAAAUUUAAGGUCACCAUCAGAUGCACCGAUUGAUUCCCCAAAACUUUUGUAUUUAAUGAUUUUUUCUAGUGCCCAUACUUUUGGGACACCCUGUAUAGUGUUUGCCCAAAUAAUAUUUAACAUCGUCUCGUUGGGUUUAUAUUAUAUUAGUUAAUUAUAAUUAUGUUGUUUGUGUCUUUAAGGUUGUGCUUACGUUUAUUAUGUUUUCUUUAACAUCUUCUGACUCUUUUCUUUGUAUAAAUCAAAGAGAAACAGAAUAUGCGGUCUCAAUCCUACGGUAAACGAGAGGCGCCAUGGCUGUGAUAUAAUUAAUAAAAAUGAAAUGUUACAAACAAACACUAUUCAGACUUCUUUCCAAUAUAUUUAGUGAAUUAUGUUGUAAAUAUCCUUGUCACAGACGUAUUUCUUAGUAGAGAAAUACAUUUGCUUAAUAUAGUAAUUAACGAUUAGACUAUUAGUGUAUAUGUAGAUUUUUUAUUAUUAAUAAUAAUAAUAUAAUAUAGUUAAUUUUUAACUAUGGCUUGUUGUAAUAGUGCACCGCGAUUACGGAAAAAAUGGUACUGAGCGAUACAAUUUUUAUGCGUUUUUGUUCGAUUAUUAUUAUUUAUCACCUAAUUGGAAUUUGUCCAGGAUGGCUCUUGUUAUGUUAAAUGAACGUUCUAAAAAUGUACUGAGAGGAACAUUUGAACGUGGUGGAAUAGGUGUUCUUUAGACCAUCCUAUUUUAUACAACUAAUUGUUCAGGGAAAACAGAUUUUUAAUGUCCCUUUUUGAAAAUUAUUUCUUGGACUUUUAGAGCAUUUAAAUUAAAAUUAACAGUCCUGCUUAUUAAAAUUAAACUAGUCAAAUGAAAUUAUUUAAUCCGAAGAAGCAACUAAACGAACAUAUUUUUUUUAAAUUAAUAUUCCGGUUGUACCAUUAGAAUAUACGCACUAAGUCCGUGCGAUAGUGUAAAUAGAUUUAAUUAAGGUCAACUUAAUACGUACAUUUGUUAAAUAAUAAACGUGUUUAAUAUAUCGGGCAAACCUGGACAUUUUUUUAAUGUUAAAUUUUUUAUUUAAUCGAUAUUAAAAAUUUACUAUUUUUUUAAUGUUAAAUCUAACCCCUUUGGAAGAAAAAUGCUAAAAAUACUUUUCUAAACAUUUAUUUAAAUGUAAAAUACUCUAUGGUUAAGAGCCAGUUGAUUGAAUUUAUUAUACAACAUUAUUAAAAAAGAACAGGUGGGUUUAAUCUGUAUAAGACACAAAAAAUUGUUGUUACUUAUUAAAAAAAAACAAAAUUUGUUUUGUUUGUACUUAUUAUUUAAUUUAAGUCCUAUAUACUAAAUUUCCAUUUUUUUUUGUUCUAUAUACUUUAGGAUAAAUUUAUAUUUUUAAUUAAUAUAUUUUUCUAUGUUUGUUUUUGUUCUUUCGAUUGUUAAUCUUAAGUCUUUUUUUGUCUAUUUUGAAAACGAUUACCAAAAUUUGUCGAAAAAGUAAAACAAUGUUACCGUGCUCAGAUUUAGGGAAAAAUUGUAAUUAUUAUUAUAUUGGUUUAAUUUUUUUUUUAUUUAAGUAAAAAAAUGUGUACAGAAAUGCGUUUUUUAUGUAUCUAUAGUGAAAAAUGCAAUAAAGUACCUGAAAAUGA
Messenger RNA from Anthonomus grandis grandis, 9107 nucleotides. RefSeq lists its product as uncharacterized. Bases 654 to 1631 code for a protein of 325 amino acids. The record is from RefSeq and is a predicted model, not a curated record. Gene Ontology annotation, molecular function: transcription regulator activity. Lineage: Eukaryota; Metazoa; Arthropoda; Insecta; Coleoptera; Curculionidae. Gene Ontology annotation, cellular component: nucleus. The transcript has 3 exons.